AUGGGUGCACCACUAGCUCAAUCCAACCCGGCUCCACUUCAAGUACAAACUCACCAUGAAGAUAUGAUCCACGAUGCCCAGAUGGACUUCUACGGCAAAAGACUCGCGACAUGUUCAUCUGAUCGGACCGUCAAGGUAUUUGAUGUUGUCGACCCAUCGGCAGUCGAGCCAAAGUAUCAGCUCGUCGACACACUCCGAGGCCAUGACGGUCCCGUUUGGCAAGUCAGUUGGGCCCACCCGAAGUUUGGCUCGAUCUUGGCAUCAUGUUCGUAUGAUGGUAAGAUCUUCGUCUGGAGAGAAACUUCAGGAACUGGCUCGGUGAAUCAGCGCCAAACCGGUUGGGAAAAGAUCAAAGAACACACCCUACACUCUGCCUCAGUGAACUCGAUCUCUUGGGCUCCCCAUGAAUAUGGCCCGAUCCUAGCCUGUGCCAGUUCCGACGGAAAGGUUUCAGUUCUUACCUUCAAAGAUGACGGAACUUGGGAUGCACCUCUAUUUGUCGCGCAUUCUAUCGGUUGCAACGCGGUUUCAUGGGCCCCGCCGUACCUUCCAACCUCACUGAGCUCGCCAAGUGGAGCGCAGCAAGCUGCCCCAGAGCCUCAAAAGUUUGCUACUGGAGGGUGCGAUGGGCUUGUCAAAAUCUGGACGCUUAAUCCCUCCACGCAGAUCUGGGAGCUCUCCGAAACACUCGAGGGAGGGCAUACAGACUGGGUUAGAGACGUGGCUUACUCUCCCAGCAUCGGGCUCGCGCGGACGUAUCUGGCUUCCGCAGGUCAGGAUCGAGUUGUCAACGUCUGGACGCAAGAUGGGACAAAAGGAGCUUGGAAGCAACACACUCUUGAUCCCAGCGGCAAUGGUGGCAAGUUCAACGGCCCAGUCUGGAGGGUCAGUUGGAGUAUCGGAGGGAACGUACUAGCAGUAACGGCAGGCGACGGCAAAGUAACUUUAUGGAAGGAAAAUUUGAAAGGUCGCUGGGAAUGUGUAUCGGAAAUGCAACAGUAG
Molecule: messenger RNA, 1002 nt
Organism: Puccinia triticina
Lineage: Eukaryota; Fungi; Basidiomycota; Pucciniomycetes; Pucciniales; Pucciniaceae
Exons: 8
Coding region: 1-1002 (333 amino acids)
Biological process (GO): positive regulation of TOR signaling; protein import into nucleus; COPII-coated vesicle budding
Cellular component (GO): COPII vesicle coat; nuclear pore outer ring
Molecular function (GO): structural molecule activity; protein binding
Source: RefSeq, a predicted model, not a curated record